This is a messenger RNA of Rhea pennata, 1815 nucleotides long. It is a transcript of the gene LRRC43, whose product is annotated as leucine rich repeat containing 43. The coding region runs from base 1 to 1815 and encodes 604 amino acids. NCBI's taxonomy places the organism in Eukaryota, Metazoa, Chordata, Aves, Rheiformes, Rheidae. The record is from RefSeq and is a predicted model, not a curated record. Gene Ontology annotation, molecular function: protein binding. The transcript has 11 exons.
AUGGCGGGGCCGGGCGGCCGCAGCGUCUCGGCCGCCUUCCGGGAGCACCUGCGGCACCGGGGCCCGCGGGAUCUCCCCCCCGCCAGCCCGGGGACGGCUCGGCCGCCGGGACCCCGCGCCGCCGGCCUCUCCCCGCCGCAGCGGCCCCACGGCCGGCCCCAGGACGAGCCGCGCCGGCGGCAGCGGGCCGCGCGGGCGCCCGGCCUCCUCCGCGACGGCGGCGGCUUCGGCUCCGUCCGCGUCCUCCGGCUGGUCGAUAAGGGACCCGUCCCCGACGCCGGACCCGGCUCCUUGCAGGUGGACGAGGUGGACGAGGGUCUGCUGCGCUUCCAGCGCCUGGAGGAGCUUGUGCUCAGCGCCAACCGCAUCGGCGCCGUGCCCUCGGCCAACCUGCCCCGGACGCUGAAGGUCCUGGAGCUGUACGGCAACGCCGUGGGCGACCUGCGGGACCUGUGCUGCCCGCUGCCGCCGCCGCCGCGGCUCCAGCACCUGGGGCUGGGCGGCAACCGCCUGGGCGGCUCCUCGCAGGCCUUGGCCUAUCUCGCCGCGGACUUCUGGCCGAACCUCGUGUCCCUCGAUCUGAGCUUCAACGCCUUGGCGGAUCUGCCGGGGCUGCUCUCCGCGCUGUCGGCUCUGCGGGAGCUCCGCGUGCUGGUGCUCCAGGGGAACCCGCUGGCCCUCCUCCCCGCGUACAGGGCCUUCGUCGUGGACAGCCUGCCCAGGCUCUUCGUCCUGGACGACGUGCACAUAGGGCCCGACGAGAGGCACCGGUACCGGGGGCUGGCGGGGCGGCCCGGGCUGGCGGCCGGCGGAGCACGCGUGGCCGUGUGCGUCGGGGCGGUGAGGGGGCUCCCCGAGCCCGGCGCCCCCGGGCAGCCCGGCGCCGGCCCCGCCGUCGCCUACCGCUACCGCGUGACCUACGAGUUCGCGGCGGGCGAGGACGCGGGCGACCCCCAGGUGGCAGAAACCUCUUGGCAGCCGGUGGAGGCCGCGCAGGACCCCCACGGCGGGGACAUGGCGGAGGACGAGGUCCCGGACCCCGCCGGCGGCGGAGGAGGGUGCGUCCGCCGAGCCCCUCCGGUGCGCCGCGCAGCGAAGGUGUUCGCCACCGCCGAGAAGCCCUGGGCAGACCCCAUGGACUGCGGCUACCGGAGGGAGCACGCCGCCCCGGACCUGGUGGGGCUGAAGGCCUUCCUGGAGGCCGGGACCGUCCUCUCCGUGGUGGAGGAGAAGGUGCUCUCCUGGCCGCUCGGCCCGGAUGCGGAGGGAACCGUCAAGGAGGAGAAGGCAGGGCGAGGGCUGCAGCGCAGCGCUGAGGUACCGGGGCCCGGGGACAAGCAGAAAAAGAAGAAGAAGAAGGAGAAGCCCCGUGAGCUCCGCAGCGACCCCCCCGUUCAGAGGACCCUGGGUGCCAGGAGGGUUAGCCUGAAGGGCCUGCUGGCCACCGAGGGCCUGGUGGCCACCGUGUGUGACCUCGGGAUCCCGACCGCCGAGGAGCCGCCGGGGCCACCAACCCCCGAAGAGAAGAACAGGAGAAAAGGGAAAGACAAGAGCAGAAAGCCAAAAGAGGGGAGAGAAAGCGAGACCAGCCAGAAGACCACCGCCUCUGCCAGAGGUGACGGCGGGCUGGCAGGGAAAGGGAAAACCAAAGAGGCUGUGGAGCCGGAGGAGGGCCGAGGGGUGCCGCCGGCACCGCUGACCGUUCAGUUCCAGAUGCAGCUGCUGCGCUGGCCCGCGGUGGCCGAAGCCCAGCAGCCAGUGGGCGAUGCCGCGGCGGCGGGGAAGGCUCAUCAGCGCGGGUGUAGUGAGCCAUAG